Molecule: messenger RNA, 1762 nt
Organism: Phytophthora nicotianae INRA-310
Lineage: Eukaryota; Oomycota; Peronosporomycetes; Peronosporales; Peronosporaceae
Exons: 1
Coding region: 1-1554 (517 amino acids)
Molecular function (GO): hydrolase activity, hydrolyzing O-glycosyl compounds
Source: RefSeq, a predicted model, not a curated record
AUGGUGUGUCUCUCAACUCCUCACUUUCGAUUUCACCGCGUGCUGGACCGCGAACGGAUGCUUGCUAUUCGGUCACUUACAGCUUCGGCCUUGGCCUGUGCUCUCCUGGCAACCCAGUUCCCCUCCGUCGUUGCUGACUACACGGUUAAAGCUGAUGUCUCGACAACGCUGCUGGAGAAGUGGGAAGGAUGGGGCACUUCGCUCUGCUGGUGGGCCAACGCGUUCGGAGACCGUGAAGACAUCGCGGAUGUGUUCUUCACGCGUAAGGAGAGUGUAAAGCUGGAAGGAGCAACAACAACGCUUCCAGCUUUAAGUUUCAACAUCGCGCGUUACAAUAUUGGCGGGUCGAGCAAGAACGUUAUCGAUGAUGGCGGCACCGAGAUCGCCAUGAAGCAAUCGGAAAAUAUGCCACCAUUCAAGUUCAUUGAAUCAUUUUGGCUUAACUGGGCAAGCAACGACUCGACGAGCAAAAGCUGGAACUGGGAUGCCGACCUGAAGCAGCGCACGAUGCUCGAUCUGGCCAUCAAACGCGGCGUCGACAUUACGGAAGCGUUUUCAAAUGCCCCUCCUUGGUGGAUGACGCACAACCACGCCACUGCUGGCGGAGACGACGGCAAGAAGGACAAUUUGCAGUCCUGGAAUCACGACGCAUUUGCACUGUAUUUGGCCACAGUCGUCAAGCAGGCCAGGGAAAGCUGGGGUGUUAACUUCACGUAUAUUGAGCCUUUCAACGAGCCGAUGAGUACAUGGUGGACUUACCCGGGCAAGCAAGAGGGCUGCCAUUUCGAAGUAAAAACGCAGAACGAUGUAUUGCUUCAACUUCGAGGAUAUCUGGAUAAAUUCGGGCUGAAAGAUGUUAUCAUUGCAACUUCUGACGAAAACACGCCUUCGAUAGCGUUGUCGACGCUAACCGCAAUGUCAGAAAACCCCGAUGUGAUGGCCACUUUUGGCAAGGUGAAUACGCACGGCUACGAAGGACUUAGUCCAUACCGUGGAAAGGAUCGUGGGCCUUUGAAGUCGCUCGUAACGAAGUCGAAGAAGACGCUGUGGGACUCUGAAUACGGCGAAAAAGAUGGAACGGGGCUUGGUAUGGCCGAAUCGAUCGCCUUGGAUAUUAAUCAGAUGGGUGUGUCGGCGUUCGUGUACUGGCAAGCGCUUGACGGUGGAGGCUGGGGCCUUAUUCAGUCGAGUCCAGGCAAUAUGACCAUUAACACGCCUAACACCAAAUACUACGCGCUGGCACACUAUUCACGCCACAUUCGACCGGGCAUGGCCAUCCUAUCGACGGACGACGUGAAUACCGUAAUGGCCUAUGACGCGACGUCCAAGUUGUUGAUACUUGCUACAGUAAAUACGGGAGAUGCGGCUUCAAAAGUCAAAUACGACUUGGCAAGCUUUAAGACUGUUGCUGGACCGGUGUCUGCAUGGACGACGGAGACGAGCGGUAAGGGUGCACUCUACAAGCCGUCGAAGGUGGAGCUGACUGGGACGUCGUUCAGUGUGUCGAUUCCGGCUGCAUCGGUGAUGACAUUCGAGGUUGAGGGAGUUGCUUGAAUGAGGUGCUUGAUCGCAAACGAUCGAGAUGAUCCUGCUGCAUUCAUGAUCCAGGAUUAAAUUGAUCUAACUUUGUCAGCACAUCGAGCUUUGGAUCAUCUGGCUAUCGAUACCGAGUCCACGAUGGCCGAUCAACAACUAUGGUGCGUUAGCGUUACAGAAGAAUUACGUACUUGACUGACUCACUUGACUCACGUCGAUUCUCGGA